Messenger RNA from Perkinsus marinus ATCC 50983, 3258 nucleotides. RefSeq lists its product as hypothetical. The transcript is spliced from 20 exons. The coding region runs from base 58 to 2685 and encodes 875 amino acids. The record is from RefSeq and is a predicted model, not a curated record. Lineage: Eukaryota; Perkinsozoa; Perkinsida; Perkinsidae.
ACCUUGUCGACUAUCCAAUUAAUAAAUCGUUCAUUAACGUCGUCAAGUGGAGAUAGGAUGAAUACAUCAUCAUAUUUCGGAGCAGCUGCUGCUGCUGCACCAUUGUCAUUCACAACAACAACAACAGCAACAACAAGCUCUUCGAACCUCUCUAGAGGUAUACCAUUAAUAAAGGAUAAGAACGAGGAGAUGGAAGUGUGUUGUAAAUCUUCUACUAGUUGUUUGUCUUUAUCACCAACAACAUCGGCAUCGACAAGGCCGGAUUUUGUAGAGACUCUUGAAGAGCACGAGAUGAAACGAGUAUUCUUCGUGAUGGAGCGUCGAAGGCUGACUAGGUCUUUACAAGGUUAUAAACGCGAUUCAGGAUCCCUCAGGACGUGGGUGGAGAUUGUUGUGGCACUGGUUGUAUUUAUAUGGAUAUCGAAUCUAAUGAGCAAGAGCUUGAUUCUUAUCAUUUGGCCGAGCCUGUCCAACCUUACUCCCGAAGAACGAUUCGAUAGAACAUCCUUCGUUCCGGCCAUAGUCAGUUUCGUUGCGGUGGUAUGGAUGAUUAUUUGCAUUACAGCGUUUCUAAAGCCAGUCAUCCAUACUAUGGCUUUGACCACAUUCUUUUGUGGUAUAGUAUGGGGGGUAUGGGCAUAUGAUCCUGAAGACACUACAAGGUGGGAUGGCCUUUCCUCUAGAGAGACCACGAUAGUUGCUGUCAUCAUAUGCAUCGAAUUAGCCUUGUUUGUUGCCUAUUUGGUCGUACAUUUUGGGUAUCCAUUUAUGAUCGGACAUAUGCGCCCAGAUUGGUUACUUGUUCAUUGGUUUAGAAUGAGACGCGAUGAUCAAGAUUCGAACUAUUACUGUUAUAAACGGUAUGGCCCAUUCUCUAUCGCCCGGAAUAAAUGCCGAUUUACGGGUCAUGUGGAUGAGGCGGGAUUACCUAACGGACUAGGAAUGUGGAUGGAUGACUCGGCCCAUGGAGAGCUCCUUCGGGGGAUGUGGAUACGGGGUCGCCCAACAAGUCCAUUUGUAUCAAGAGAAUUUGGUAGCGGAUCGAUGUUCAUGAGUCGUAAAAUAUUCUGGGCAAGUACAAGAAAGGAGAAAGGUCUACAUGAUAAACUCUGGUUUCCUGCCCGAGAUCCACAAGGUUUACGGUGUGGUAUUGCUAAUGUCGAAGCGUCAGCCUCAGGAAGUUUCUUUUCCCAUCUACCUAAGGUCAGACAACUCGUAGGAGCCAGUUAUUAUGUAGAGGAUAUGUUGAGGAAAUAUAAGGGAGAUGAUCCUGAUUUUCGAGAGCUCAGUGCGGAAGCUCUUAAUGGUAUGGAGUCACCAGGCCUUGCACCUCAUUUGAAUAUACGAGUGGCACGUGACACCGAUAUGUGGCGUAUCAGUGAUGCCUUGAAAAGGGAUAAUAUAUCAAAAGAGUUCCUAUCGACCACUCGAAAGGAUGAUGAUGACACUAUCGAUGAUGAUAAUAAUGAUGACAGCCUUCAUCCUCAUGCACCUGCUGCACUUGAGGAGGAUGGUGUUAGACGAGUGCUGCGAUUACGACAUACGGCUACUGGUUACGCUGAAUUGGGUAAGAAGGACACUCUACGCCGUAGCUUGUCUCAAGACUGCCCACCAGUGUCACUGCCAGUACACAUUGUUGGUGGGCAACCACUCGUAGCUCAAAGCUCUCUCCCAGAGGCAUUACUAAAGGAAUUAGCAGAUCCUGCUCCUGAGGCGCUUAUCUAUUUACAUGGUUACAAUUGUAAAAUAUCAAGUGCUAUGGAAAGGCUGGGUCAGCUUAUGGCAUUGGGCCAAUUCCCUCUUUAUAUUAAACCAUUCAUAUUCUCCCAGAGUAUGGCAUUGACCUAUCAUUGGGCGAUGUGGUCUUUGCCAGUAUUUGCUGGUGACUUGUCUGAUAUCGUUUUGAGCUCCGAAAGGCAGGCUUCCUACGGGUCCAUUUCCUUGUUCAUUCGAUGGGAGCUAGACUUGAUGAUUAUGGUUAGGUUAUUCUGUGAGGCUUUACCAGAGAUGGAGCGUCGAUCAUUUUUACGGAUCCGAGCAAGAGUCCCGGGUACCAUAACUUGUAUACAUGAUGCUGCUUUGUCCCCAUCAUCAUCAUCAUCCUUAUCUACGCACAACGGAGGAGAACCACAAGAGAUGAUCAGUCUCCAACGGAAGCAGACUGAUUUCGGAGCACCUUUUAGCGAGGAUGAUGACUUAUGCUGCGACCUAGAGGCCGGUGGUGGGUGUGAUACUCGACGUAUGCUACUAUCUAGUGUUAUAUUCGUUAAUGCAGACUAUCCACUUGACCAUUUCAAUGAACAGAUACUACCACAACUGUUGGAGUAUUGUCAACGUGUAUCGGUAUAUGCAGAUCUUAAAGAUGGUGCCUUAAUAUGGGCUGAACUCUUUAAUAAUGAGAAGGCCUUAGGGAAACAUCCAGAAGCUAUAUCAUGUGUUGAUCCAUUGACGGGUAGAAGAUAUGGACAAGAUUAUGUGGAUGUGAUGGAUACUACACAUAUGGACCAGAAUGUUCACGAUUUGCGUCACAACUUCUUCAAUUUAAACGUACAAGUAGUAUCUGAUAUAGCUGAUAUCAUACGGACGGGUACUCCUGCCGAACAGCGAUAUACUAGGCUCACUAGAACAGGUCAUGGUAAUGUGUUUACUUUCCUCAGCCCACCUAGCUUUGUAAAGAGCUGUUAGAGGAUUUAACUGUACUAGUAGUAGUUAUUGUCAUUUAUGAAAGUCUCCUUGGUAUCACCAUCAUCAUCGACUCUUAUUGUGCACUCACUUACGCUGAAAUCCGACUUAUAUCGAUCACGCGAUCGAUUUCUGUCAACGCUUUACUGGCGUUUCUCGGUACAUUGUCAUAGUUUGUCUCCAGCGUAAUAUAUUAUGUAAUAUUAUUAGGAGGGCUCUGUUGAGGGUUAUGUGAGAUCACGACGUGCUGCUCUUGCAAUAACUCAACAACAAGAACACUCAGUGUACUCAACAACAACAACUCUUAGUACUACUUACUAUGUUGUUGUUCUUUGCCUCUUUCUUCUCUAUAUGUACUGUCCGACUUUUCUAUUAGAUUCUUAUCUGUUCCUCUAUACUCUACCAGCUAUAUGAAUAUUGUCGCUGUUAAACGGGAUCUGCCGAGGGUCGAACCCACGCCCUUUCCCAAAGCCUAUCGUUUAGGGCUAUUGCCCUUUUGAUUGCCCGUCGUAACAGUUGUGAUGAUGUGUAUGAUCUGUAGUCUGUAUCUGUGUAGUCGCCACUUACUAACAUCUA